Gossypium raimondii (Peruvian cotton) is the source of this 1832-nucleotide messenger RNA. RefSeq names its product cyclin-A1-4. Gene Ontology annotation, biological process: mitotic cell cycle phase transition; regulation of cyclin-dependent protein serine/threonine kinase activity. NCBI's taxonomy places the organism in Eukaryota, Viridiplantae, Streptophyta, Magnoliopsida, Malvales, Malvaceae. Gene Ontology annotation, molecular function: cyclin-dependent protein serine/threonine kinase regulator activity. Bases 147 to 1595 code for a protein of 482 amino acids. Gene Ontology annotation, cellular component: cytoplasm; cyclin-dependent protein kinase holoenzyme complex; nucleus. The record is from RefSeq and is a predicted model, not a curated record. The transcript has 12 exons.
CUUUCAAGCAAUAUUUUUCGCGCUUUCUUCAGUGAAAUCUUCGUCAAAACGCUCCCUUCUUAUCUUCUUCAACAAAUCCUUUUAAGCAUCAGAACAAGAGAAAAACCCUACAACAAAAUUCAAUCUCAGAUUAGGUUAGGUUUUUGAUGUCGACACGAAAUCGGCGUUUGGCUUCAUCGUCAUCAUCAUCGACGGCGAAGAAGCCUUCGAUCACUGGGAAUCAGAGCAAAAAGAUGGGUGCUGCGAAGACACAAUUUAGUAAGAAGAGAGUCGCUCUUAGCGAUAUAACCAACCAAAGGAAUGGGUUUCCAAGCGGGUCACGGGCCAUGGUUACUCACUCAAAACCCAUGGUUCCCUGUACCUCCAAAGUUGCCAAGAAGAAGGAAACUUCUACUUUGCCUACCACUCCGAGUUUGGAAUCAUUUGAUGGUGUUUCUUGUAUAAAUACUAUUUGUACAAGAGAUGAUCACCCUACAACAAAAGUUUCAGCACUUCCUUUGCCAAGCAGCAUGGAUAUCUCUCCAUGCAGAUCACCUUGUGCUUCCGUUUCUUUGGAUGAGACAAUGUCUACUUGCGAUUCCUUGGAGAGUCCAAAGUUUGAAUAUUUAGAGAAUGAGGAUGUAUCAGCAAUUGAAUCGAUUGAGACAAAGGCAAAUGACAAUCUGUACAUAUCAGAGCUCACACAGAAAGAAGGAAAGAUUUCCAAGACAAACAUACAUUUGGAGAUGGGACCAAAUGAUGAUGCUUUUGUUGUUGAUGUGUCUUCCACAGAUCCACAGUUUUUUUCACCCAGUGUUCAUGUCAUUUAUAAGAAUUCGCGUGCAUCUGAGGCCAAAAAAAGGCUUUCUACAGACUUCAUGGAUAUGGUCCAGAAAGAUAUUGAUGCCAACAUGCGAGCUAUUCUCAUUGAUUGGCUGGUGGAGGUAACUGAAGAAUACAGGCUUGUACCUGAGACAUUGUUUUUGACUGUGAAUUACAUUGAUCGUUAUCUUUCUGGCAAUUCAAUUAACAGGCAACAGCUGCAGUUGCUUGGAGUUGCCUGCAUGAUGAUUGCUUCUAAAUAUGAGGAGGUAUCUGCACCUCAAGUGGAAGAGUUCUGUUAUGUUACUGAUAACACUUACUGCAAGGAUGAGAUUUUGCAAAUGGAAUCUUCUGUGCUGAAUUACUUGAAGUUUGAAAUGACAGUCCCAACAACUAAAUUUUUCCUGAGGCAAUUUGUUUGUGCUGCUGAAAUGAUCAAUCAGGUUCAAUUGUUGCAGUUUGAAUGUUUGGCCAACUACAUUGCAGAGUUAUCACUUCUUGAAUACACUAUGCUUCACUAUGCUCCAUCUCUAAUAGCUGCUUCUGCUGCUUUCUUGGCCAGAUUUAUACUCUCUCCUUCAAGAAAACCUUGGGAUUCUAUGUUGGGGCAUUACACGCUAUACCAGCCCUCUGAUUUUGGGAACUGUGUUAAGGCUCUGCAUCAUCUUUGCCGUAAUGGUGGUGGUGCUAAUUUGCCAGCAAUCAGAGAGAAGUAUAGUCAACACAAGUACAAAUUUGUGGCAAAGAAGUACUGCCCUGCAUCAAUACCGGAGGAGUUUUUCCAAGAUGUGUGAGCAAGUAGUAGAGUGUUUCAUUUUUGCUGGAUAUAAUAGUUUUUAGAUGUAAAAACGUUGAAUUUUUGAAGCUUAGAAAAUAGGAUCUUUAUUUCGCUUCCAUUUUUGGGAAAAAGCAUCUUUGAUGCUGCUGCUGAGCUAGUGAAGUACUUCAAUUCCAUACUCUUCUCUUGUCUGAAAAACAGUUUCAUCAUGAAUUUGUUUGUUAACUAAAUAGUUUACCGCCUCGAUUCCGUA